AUGAUGAUGACGGCGUGCCGUCUGCUGUGCGCCCUGUUGGUGCUUGCCCUGUGCUGCUGCCCGUCCGUGUGCGCUGCACAGGAUGUACCGGCUCAAGCUUCUUUCCAGACAAUGACUACUACAGCAGAGAAACCAGGCAGGAAGAAGAAGAGGUCUGAAGUUCUUUUCAAGGAAAAUGUGAUUACAACAACAACACGAGUCGUUGACUCCAAGCCUGAGGAUGACACACGUGGAACCGCCACCACUCUUCCUUCCCCUUCAGCAGAGGGAGAACGGGGGAAAGGUAAGACGGGGACGUCAGGUGUGGUGCCCGCUGCGGAACAGGAAGAUACUGCCAGAGAUGGACAAACUUUGACUGGUCCAGAUUCGUAUUCAAUUGUUGCUACCAGUACUUUACAGAGAGAGGGUACGGAUGGUACAUCAGGGACACAAAGCCGCACGAGUACGGCUGCAGAACAAGCAACUGAGGAAGCCAAGGAUCCUGCCGCGACGGCCACGACGAAGACUACAACAAAGGCACCAAGCACUACUACAACCACCACUGCACCCGAGGCACCAAGUAAUACGGCCAUGAAUACAGAGGCGCCAACCACGACGACCACCCGCGCACCGUCACGUCAUCGCGAAAUCGACGGCAGCCUCAGCAGCUCUGUGUGGGUGUGUGCCCCGCUGGUGCUCGCCGCAUCCGCGCUGGCGUACACCACUCUGGGCUAA
This is a messenger RNA of Trypanosoma cruzi, 714 nucleotides long. RefSeq names its product mucin TcMUCII, putative. Lineage: Eukaryota; Euglenozoa; Kinetoplastea; Trypanosomatida; Trypanosomatidae. The transcript has a single exon. The coding region runs from base 1 to 714 and encodes 237 amino acids. The record is from RefSeq and is a predicted model, not a curated record.